Messenger RNA from Telopea speciosissima, 2065 nucleotides. Its product is annotated as probable apyrase 7. The transcript is spliced from 2 exons. Lineage: Eukaryota; Viridiplantae; Streptophyta; Magnoliopsida; Proteales; Proteaceae. Gene Ontology annotation, biological process: nucleoside diphosphate catabolic process. The coding region runs from base 311 to 2023 and encodes 570 amino acids. Gene Ontology annotation, cellular component: membrane. Gene Ontology annotation, molecular function: nucleoside diphosphate phosphatase activity. The record is from RefSeq and is a predicted model, not a curated record.
CAACCUGAUACUGGAAACACUUGAUUUCUGCUGUUCAUGCUUUGUCAAAGGUAAGGUUGGUCAUAUGCAAUUGUGAAUUGUUUAUUUGAUGUGAAAGAACAGAAAGAUUAUUUCUUGGCAAUAUUUCCUAGUUGGUGAUCUCAUCAGCUAUUUGGAAUAAAAUUUUUGUAACCAGGUCUACAUUCUGAAGUCCCCUCCCCCCUUUUCCCCUGGGGAAUCGCUGAAAAUGCCUGGAAGGAAUUGAAGAGUAAAAAGGAAGAGAAAAUAAAUCAUCUUGGCUUUGAACUUCAUAUGCGUUGCCAGUUUUCCCAUGGACUCCAGUAUUCCCGCAAAUUUUAGGCUUCUAUUAAUGAGUUCUGUCCAAUGUAAACGCUGUCUGAAAAUUAGUAUCAUCCUUCUUCUUCUUGUGGUGAUACUGAUAACUGCUUCUCCUGCAUUUAGACAAGGAGAAGCUCAACGAUCGUACUUCACUGUGGUUCUGGAUUGUGGAAGCACUGGUACACGAGUAAAUGUGUAUGAAUGGCAAAGAAAUAUCACGAGUAAUCAUGACUUGCCUACCUUGUUGCACUCAUUUCCUGAUUUAUCAACCAAGAACCCUCUCCAUAAGGAUGCUUGUCAUUACCACUGCAUGCAAACUGAGCCUGGUCUGGAUAAAUUUGUUCAUAACUCUUCUGGCAUAAGGGCAGCAUUGGAACCAUUGCUUAUCUGGGCAGAGCAGCAAAUACCUUCUGAAAGACACCGUGAUACUUCUCUCUUCCUUUUAGCUACUGCUGGGUUACGAAAUUUGCCAAAUGAGGAUGCUGGCUGGAUCUUGGAGAAUGCAGAAGCUGUUGUAAGGGAGCACCCAUUUGUUUAUAGAAUAAAUUCAAUUAGGGUGUUGAGUGGAAAGGAAGAGGCUUACUAUGGUUGGGUUGCUCUAAACUAUAAAUUGGGGUUCCUGGAGAAGUCUUCGAACACUCCCACAUUAGGAGUCCUUGACUUGGGUGGUUCAUCGUUGCAAGUGGUUGUAGAAAUAGACGAAUCAAGAGAGGAUAAACAUUUCAUUAAAUCAAAAAUUGGGCCAAUUGAGCACGAGAUUUUGGCAUACUCAUUACCGGCGUUUGGUCUGAAUGAUGCAUUUGAUAGAACCAUUGUAAUUCUUAGUGAACAGCAGCUGCUUCCUAGAGAUACCGUUGAUGUAAAAUUUGAACUCAGUCAUCCUUGUCUCAGUUCAGGAUUUAUGCAGAAUUAUACUUGCUAUGGUUGCUUCCGGCCUAAUGCUAGCAGUGAAAAAAAUUAUAGUGGUCUACCAUUGAGAUUGAGUAAUAGUGACAGCUUAGUUUUGGUUACUCUGGUAGGGGAUCCAGAUUGGGAACAAUGCAAGCAACUUGCAAGGGCUGCCACGAUUCAUUCAAGUAGCUCUGAUUGGUUGCAGUUAACAGCAGAUAUGAAUUGCAAAUUGCCUUCCUUUAAUGGUACUGAUUCCAUUAAUUCGACAGCUAGCCAUCUCUCUGUUGCUCGCUUCCACGCUUUAUCUGGAUUUUUUGCAGUCUACAAUGGGCUAAAUUUGAGUCCCAGAGCUAAUUUGUCUAUGAUCUUGGAGAAAGGCCAGGAAUUAUGUUCAAGAUCAUGGGCUGACUUGAAGAGAAUUUCCAAAAACAUAAAUCAUGCUGUACACUACUGUUUCAGGGUACCAUAUUUGGUAUCACUCAUUGAGGAAGCUUUGUGUCUGGGUGAUGCAGAGAUAUUGUUUGGUCCAGGAGAUGUUUCUUGGACAUUAGCAGCUGCACUAAUUGAAGGGAAAUACUUGUUGCCUAGUCAAACAAAACCUUAUGCUGGAAUGUUAAGUCUGAAGGCGGAGGUCAUUUCUUCUCACGCUCUUUACUUUGUGCUUCUUUUAUGCGUUCUGUUUUUUGUUUGUUGUCAAGUUAGGAGGACUACAAACUUGUUACUGCCUAUGCAAGGCAAGAAGGGUUAUGCUGUUGGUGUACCUUCGCCAUCUCAUGUAAAUCAAAAGACAGCCACCAAGAUAGUGCUUGAUUGAGCUAUAUAAAAAGAGUUGGGACAUAUUCUUGUUGUUAGUUCA